UUUCAUGAGCAAGACACAACGUUUUAGAAAAUCCUUACUACUUUAUUAUUAAUCCCUGGAGCUAAUGUUCCAAAUUCCCGAGGUCGUGCGUGCUUGGGGUUGCAUUCUUCCGUCGGCUCAGCGGUCAAGGUUUGUCUACAGAUUUUGAGCAUCCGAAGUUGACCCCUGACUACGUCUACUUUGCUGCUCCCUCAGCCUUUGAAGAAAUGUCUGUCGCGUAUGAUGAUUCCAUCGGAGUAGAAGUGUCCAGUGACAGCUUCUGGGAGGUCGGGAACUACAAGCGGACCGUGAAGCGGAUUGACGAUGGCCAUCGCCUGUGCACCGACCUCAUGAACUGUCUGCAUGAGCGGGCACGCAUCGAGAAGGCGUACGCGCAGCAGCUCACCGAGUGGGCCCGGCGCUGGAGGCAGCUCGUGGAGAAGGGGCCCCAGUACGGCACCGUGGAGAAGGCCUGGACGGCCGUCAUGUCCGAGGCGGAGAGGGUGAGCGAGCUGCACCUGGAGGUGAAGGCCUCACUGAUGAACGAGGACUUCGAGAAGAUCAAGAAUUGGCAGAAGGAAGCCUUUCACAAGCAGAUGAUGGGCGGCUUCAAGGAGACCAAGGAAGCGGAGGACGGCUUUCGGAAGGCACAGAAGCCCUGGGCCAAGAAGCUGAAAGAGGUGGAAGCGGCAAAGAAAGCCCACCAUGCAGCAUGCAAGGAGGAGAAGCUGGCUAUCUCACGAGAAGCCAACAGCAAGGCAGAUCCGUCCCUCAACCCUGAACAGCUCAAGAAAUUGCAGGACAAAGUAGAAAAGUGCAAGCAAGAUGUUCUUAAGACCAAAGAGAAGUACGAGAAGUCCCUGAAGGAGCUCGACCAGGGCACACCCCAGUACAUGGAGAACAUGGAGCAGGUGUUUGAGCAGUGCCAGCAGUUCGAGGAGAAGCGGCUGCGCUUCUUCCGGGAGGUUCUGCUGGAGGUUCAGAAGCACUUAGACCUGUCCAAUGUGGCUGGCUACAAAACCAUUUACCGUGACCUGGAACAGAGCAUCAGAGCAGCUGAUGCGGUGGAGGACCUGAGGUGGUUCCGAGCCAAUCAUGGGCCGGGCAUGGCCAUGAACUGGCCACAGUUUGAGGAUGAAGAGUGGUCUGCAGACCUGAAUCGAACCCUCAGCCGGAGAGAGAAGAAGAAGGCCACUGACGGCGUCACCCUGACGGGCAUCAACCAGACUGGCGACCAGUCUCUGCCGAAUAAGCCCAGCAGCACCCUUAAUGUCCCGAGCAACCCCGCCCAGUCUGCGCAGUCACAGUCCAGCUACAACCCCUUCGAGGACGAGGACGACACGGGCAGCACCGUCAGUGAGAAGGAGGACACUAAGGCCAAAAAUGUGAGCAGCUACGAGAAGACCCAGAGCUAUCCCACCGACUGGUCGGACGAUGAGUCCAACAACCCCUUCUCCUCCACGGACGCCAACGGGGACUCGAAUCCGUUCGACGAGGACACCACCUCGGGGACGGAAGUGCGAGUCCGGGCCCUGUAUGACUACGAGGGGCAGGAGCACGAUGAGCUGAGCUUCAAGGCGGGGGACGAGCUGACCAAGAUGGAGGACGAGGAUGAGCAGGGCUGGUGCAAGGGACGCUUGGACAACGGGCAAGUUGGCCUCUACCCGGCAAAUUAUGUGGAGGCCAUCCAGUGAUGAGCCCGGGGACAGGCCAGCGUGGGGACGGCGGCGGUGGGCCCGGGAGCCGCAGCCAGCCACGUGGGCAUCCACUCCUCUUCCUGCAAGAGAGGAUGGUUCCAUUGCUCUCGGCUUCACGGUAUCUCUGGAAGGCAGACGGGCUGGUCAUUUUGCCUGGGACUCGGCACCUUUCCGAGUGCAGCUGGAGGGAUCUGAGGGCAGGAAGACGCAGACAGCAGAAGGGCCGCCCCUCCCAGCCCGCUGUGCCUGCCGUGCCCGCUGGCCUAUCAUGGAUCUCUGUGUUCUUGACUUUGUCUCUCCUUUCCGAGUCAAUGGUGGGUUACACUGAUCUUCUUCCACUGAUUACUUUCUCUGACGACUCCCAUCACCGGCAACUUAAAUGAACAGGCUUACAUCCCGUUUUCUAAAUGAAGAUUUUAGGGUUUUUAAUUUAAAGGCUAUGUACAGUCACACUUUUUUAUAUACCUGUUCUUCUGUUCCUUUCUACCUAGAUUAUGGCACAGGUUGAUGCCCAGUGGUCCUGAGGAAACGGUCGCUCUCCGCACGCCGUUCUCAGCCUCGCCUCGUGUGGGCUCAGCCUCGAGUGCAGACGGCGUUUCAGGCUGGGGCUUGUAGCAGGAGGUGGGACUGGGUCAUGGUCUGGCUUCUACUGGGAAUGCUCUUUGUGCUUUUGGGCACGUCAGUGCAAGCUUUAGAUAGAACCUUAGCUAGUGAUCCCCAGAUUGCCAUAUUUAAAAAUUAUUUCCACUCUAUUCUUGCUUAAAACUUCACUUUUUUGCAAAUUAACUUUAUCAGUGAUUCAGAGUUAAAAAGUAAGAAGACUAACUUUUCAGGCAAAUGCAUCUGUAGAUAAAGAUUCUUUAUAUUAGACUGUCAUGUCUCGGUGUAUAUCUGUAUAUAUUAUUUGAUAUUCAGAGAAUCUAAAGCACUCAUCUACUGUUUUAAUGAGAUUUAACAGCUUUUAACAGUGAGUUUCAUUUGUCAGCUGCUUGAAGUCUGUGGCAUUCAGGUCGGCUGGUCUCCUCCCGGGCUCAGUGGGCCUGGGGCCUCUCUGCCAUGGCGCCUGCUGCAGGGAGGCUGGUCGUCAGCGGCUGACUGCAGGGCCGGCUGCUGACCGGCCUCCGCCCUCGGUGCCGUAGCAGAACACUGUAAAACGCCCGUCUGCAGCAGUUGCCGAGUGCAGUCGUUGUAUUACUUGUGCGCAAACAGAAGCUGGGUCUUACCCACAGCACAGGUCUCUCCUCCGGCUGCCCAGAGUCGCCAGGGAUCCGGUGCUGCGGCCAGAGCUGCACUGCGCCCACGCGGGGUGGGCGGGCUGGGGGAGGACGUCGCCGCCGUCCCGAGCUAUGCAUUGACUCCGUUUCCAGUGGGCACGUGUCGUGCUUGGAAAGUAGAUGCGUGUCUGUGUCUGUCAAGAGAACUUACCAGGAGAAAUCCUCAUUUCUGUGCUACAGAUUUACCAAAAAUUGUCUUUUCAGUUGAGGAGUUCCUUUAAAUGUAUAGUAUUUCAGGAACAAAAUCAAUAAACAGUUGAUCUCGUGCAUACGGAA
This is a messenger RNA of Saimiri boliviensis boliviensis (Bolivian squirrel monkey), 3226 nucleotides long. The record is from RefSeq and is a predicted model, not a curated record. Lineage: Eukaryota; Metazoa; Chordata; Mammalia; Primates; Cebidae.